Molecule: messenger RNA, 6713 nt
Organism: Poeciliopsis prolifica (blackstripe livebearer)
Lineage: Eukaryota; Metazoa; Chordata; Actinopteri; Cyprinodontiformes; Poeciliidae
Product: metal transporter CNNM3
Exons: 11
Coding region: 31-2325 (764 amino acids)
Biological process (GO): transport; magnesium ion homeostasis
Cellular component (GO): plasma membrane
Molecular function (GO): transmembrane transporter activity
Source: RefSeq, a predicted model, not a curated record
CCGCGCAGAUCCAGGCUGAGCAAUUCCAAUAUGGUGGCCAGCUUGGCAGCUCUACGGUUCCUGUUGAUGAUAUUGUUGUUCUGCGGGAUCAGAUUCGGCGCGUGCAGCCGGGAAGCCCCGCAGGUCGUGGGGCUGCGGCUGGAAGACCCCGGGGGUCCGGCGCGCAUGAAGGACCGGAUCAUCUCGGCGCCAGAAGGAGCCACGUUCCAGCUCCGGCUCUUCGGGGCCAAUCUGAAUGGGAGCUGGCCGUGGCCGUGGCUCGCGUUCGCUGGGGCGGCUGUGGGAGCCGGAGGGGCCGCCGGCGAUGCCGACCCGUGCAGAGAGGAGUCCAGUCGGCAGGAGUCCGCCUUCAAUCCCACGGAGCCGUUCAGAGCGGACGAGCCGAACAGCGGGCUGCUGACCGUGGAGGUGAAGAAGCGUGGGAGCAUCUCCGCGGAUUUCUACCACCUGUGUGUGCAGGGAGGCGGGAUGUGGGCAUCGGUGGGCCCGGACAGGCUGCAGGUCAGUCCGGGAGAACCUUCAGCCUCCCCACGGCCGGAUGUGACCCCGACGACAGCCCCUCCUCCGCUCAGUCUGACCCCCACGGCGCUCCCCCCGUGGGCUCUGGCUCUGCUGGUGGUGCUGAUGCUGCUGAUCUGCGGGCUGCUGAGGACGGUCAACCUGAGCCUGCUGUGGCUCGACCCCGUGGAGCUCUAUGUCCUCCACAGCUGCGGGUCCGAGGAGGAGAAGCGAGCCGCCAAGCGCCUGGAGCCCAUCAGGAGGAGAGGGAACUUCUUGACAUGCUCGCUGCUCUUCCUCUGCGUCCUGGGACACUCUGUCCUCGGGGUUCUCCUCUACCGGGCCCUGGGCUCCAUAGUCUCGGCGGUUUUCACCAGCGGCUUUCUGAUCUUCUUCCUGGCUGAGCUGAUUCCUCACAUCUUGUGCUCCGGCUACGGCUUCCAGCUGGCGCCCGGGCUGACCUGGCUGGCCCAGGUCAGCAUGGUGCUCACCUGCCCCCUGUCCUGUCCGCUGGGGUUGAUUCUGGACCUGGGCCUGGGGAGAGACAUCAGCACCUGUGGGAUACGGGAGAGAGCCAUGGAGAUGAUCCGGGCCAGUGUCAAUGACCCUUACAGCGAGUUUGUGAAAGAGGAGUUCAGCCGUGGGAUGCUGCGCACCAAGACGGUGGAGGACAUCCUGACUCCCCUGAAGGACUGCUUCAUGCUGCCCAGCUCGGCCGUCCUGGACUUCUCCACCAUGUCGGAGAUCAUGCAGAGCGGAUACACCAGGGUGCCUAUUUACGAGGAGGAGAGGUCCAACAUUGUGGAGAUCCUUUACGUGAAGGAUUUGGCGCUGGUGGACCCGGAGGACUGCACCCCCAUGACGACCAUCACCAAGUUCUACAACCACCCGCUGCACUUCGUCUUCAACGACACCAAGCUGGACGCCAUGCUGGAGGAGUUCAAGAAAGGCAACUCUCACAUGGCCAUCGUCCAGAAGGUGAACAACGAGGGCGAGGGCGACCCGUUCUACGAGGUUCUGGGUCUGGUCACCCUGGAGGACGUCAUCGAGGAGGUCAUCAAGUCUGAGAUCCUGGACGAGUCCGACGGCUACUUGGACAGGAAGGUGAAGCGUCCGCUGACUCCUAUGGAGAUCCCUCUGGAGCCUCGCGGCUCCCACGAGGAGUUCUCCCUUUUCAAGCCUCCAGAGGGAGAGCCGAAGAUCCGCACAUCACCUCAGCUCCUGCUGGCCACGCACCGCUUCCUGUCCAGAGAAGUGGAGCACUUCAGCCCAGCUCGCGUGUCUGAGAAGGUGCUGUUCCACCUGCUCCGCCACCCCAGCGUCAACCAGGAGAUCCACUUCGACCACAACAACCGGCUGAGCCCGAGCCACUACCUGUACACCCGCAACCACCCAGUGGACUACUUCAUCCUCCUGCUGCAGGGUCGUGUGGAGGUGGAAAUCGGCAAAGAGGGCCUGAAGUUUGAGAACGGAGCCUUCACCUACUACGGCGUGUCUGCUCUGACGCUGCCCUCUUCAGUUCACCAGUCUCCGGUGUUGACCCAGCGGCACUCUCCCAGGGAUCCCUUCGAGUCAGCAGACGCCACCAGCCCGUCCAGCUACUGUCCCGACUACACAGUGCGAGCCCUCACUGACCUGCAGCUCAUACGGGUGACCCGUCUGCAGUACCUGAACGCCCUCGUGGCGUCGCGGACGGGCCAGAGUCCAGAUCCUCCAGAGAUCAAGAUCCUGCCCAACAGUCAGACCAAGCUGCUCAACGACAGAAACGCCACACCAGAGUUUCCUGUAAACUUUUCGUUCUUUGAUACCAUUGAGAACUUCUGUUAGAGGGCUUUGUAUGCAUGAGGUAAAUCCAACCUGAGCCCCAGUCACUGACUUACUCACAGACCCCAAUCCUGUCCUGCUGCAGGCUGACACAUUUACCUCCUCAUAGCGUUCUGUUUGUACUCUAAUCAUGUCCGGACCUUUGUGGAGGCAUGAAGGUAAACGUGUCUUUGCUUUUCUACUCCUUGUUCUUUGCUUUGUCUUUAAAUAACUUCCCCACUUUCCUGUCCUGCUGCAGCAGCAGCUCUGCAUUCUGUUCAACCUCCGUUUCCACAAAACAAAGAGACAGCAAUGUGUGAUUUAAUUAGGCCGCGGACGGUGAUGAACUGCGUCUCUCUGGCGUCCAUAUUGGAGGUUCAACGUGUUAAAAGGAAACACCUUAAGCUUGUUGAAGAAAAGCUCGUGCUUUCUGUCUUCAUGAGGUAAAUCCUCAUCAAAGUGCAUCAGAUUCAGCUCCAUGUAAAUUCUGAUCGUCAUGUGAAGGAGGCGGCUGCUCCAUCAUGAGGCGUCUGCAUUAUAGGGAGACGAGGAGAAAUACUUUUACAUGAAUAUCAUACUGGCUCUAAAUGCUUGAAUUAUGAUCUGAGCAGCAAGAAACUCCUCCAGUGCUUUGAAAACUUCAGCCUAUUUAAAAAUCAUCAGGAAUGAGACGAAGCCGAUGACCUCCAAUAUGUCCGCCCGGGGGAAGCCGAGACGUCGCCUUAGAAACGGUAGAAACAAACAGAAUAGAUGGCUCCAUCUUUGUCGUCCCUGGCCUGUAUGUGUGAGUGCUGCCGUCCCUGUUCUGACCUCACGCCUCACCCCAGCUCUCCUUUGAUUGGUCGGGUUCCACAGGUAGCAGCAGAGCCCAGGAGAGCUCCACAGAAGAGGAGGCUCAUGGGUAACACAGGAAACAUUUCUGGUUGGACCAGACUGGAGAGAGAGAGAGAGAGAGAGAAUGAUUUUUUAUUUUUUAUUUAACCAGACCCACUAACUCACACGCCGCCUUUUUUUCAUGUGAUCUCUAGUGAUUAUUUUAUACAUGUAUGUACAUAUGUCUGUAUAAAUAUAAAUAUAGAGUGGAGAGAGAAGAUAUGUUACCUUAAUAUGAUUAUUUACUUUUCUGCGUUGAUUGGUCCUAAAUGUGAUCUGAGCGUUUCCUGCUGCGUACCGGAGACUGAACCCUUUGAUUCCAUAAAGUUCCAGAGAACGGCUCCAAGACGAUUCCACGAACCUAAGCCAGGGAGUGCCAUCACAAUCAGACCGAUAAAAAAGAGACGCGAGAGGCAAACGCUGCUUUUAAACGCAUUCGAAUGAGAGGAAACCAAGUCAGAAUGUCUGAGGUGGAGCCUUUUGAAAAUAGUUGUUUCUGUCAUUGUAAAAUGUGGAAAAGUAUCAGAAUUAUGUUAUUUUUGUUUUUUCUAUUAGCAUCCAAAGAUUCGUCAUUGUCUUUGUUCCUUUACUUCCACAGAGGGAACAACUAAACUCUGUUUUUUCAAAGCCAUUUUGGGGGUUAAUAAGGAAUAUUCUGAAUAUUCAGGUGGUUGUGAAUUCUGUCUUCCUGCAAACUGGAUUCAACCAGGUUCUGCUGCUAAACUGGGCAAAGUGUGCUAAACAGGAAUUAGCUUAGCUUAGCUCGGCGAUUUGUGAGUGAUGCGGGUAGAAAAUGCAAAGAGGAAAUGGUAGAGAAAAUAAAUCAAUGUAUAAUUAACAAAUAAAAUAUAUCUAUAAUAUUCCAGAAGAGGAUCAGAGCAACAGGGAAAAAAGAAUUCUGACUUUUCUUCUCAGAAAUUCUAAGAAAAUAAAGUCUGAAGGCAGGAUCAGACAUUUUCUGCAUUUAGUAAUUCCCAGCUUAGCAGCAGAACCGCUUUGGUGGAUGUGAUCUCUUGGUGCCAUUUUUAUUUGAUUUGAUUUGAUUUUUCUGACCUUGGCCACGCCCAUCGUUCUUUGUGAACUUUGAAUCCUCUGAACUGGACAUCACAUUAAAUAAUGUCAUUUCAAAGUAUUGUUUGAAUGAAUUAGAAUUUUCCCUGAACAUAGUUGUUUUUUAAUUUCAUGUGUUUUUGGUCAGUCGCAGCUCAGAGACACAUUUCUAUCACUGACUCCUUUUUAAAAAAAUAAUCAACUCCCAACUGGUUUCUGCUCAUGUCUUGAUGUCAUGGUUCACUUCCAUCCUGAUUGUUCAAAGACUUCGUGUGUGUGUGUGUGUGUGUGUGUGUGCGUGUGUGUGUGUGUGUGUGCGUGCGUGCGUGCGUGUGUGUGUAAAAUGUUCUUGGCUGUUUUUGGAAGUGCAGCUCAUUUUAGAGAAACAUAUUUUAUGUUAUGGAGGCGGUGCCUUUUUCUUUUUCUUAUGUCUUCCAGGUUUAGUUCAUUGCACUAAACUGUUGCAUUAUCAUUUCUUGUACAUAUCUGGGUGCCAAAGUUACAUGUGUGUAUGUAUCCGUUCUGUCUCAGUGGAGAUAUUAGUAAUGAUUUUAAUCCAGUGUUCUGCAUUUUAUGACAUGUGAGGAGAAUCCUGAUUGUUUUUAUUUUUUGGGCUGAUUGUGAAGUUAAACAGAUCAUGCACGUGGUCCACAUUUCAAGGUCUGAUCAGAACUGUAAGGCCUAAAUAACAACAUGAGCUCUCCAUUUGUGGAAAACUGUCUUCAUUCAAAAAUUAACAUGUUUUUGGGCGGGGGGCCGGAUGUUUUUCAGAAUUAAUUUAAAUAAAAGUUAGUUUCGAAUGUAAUGUGUUGAUUCCAAACGAAAACUAAACUAAAUCAGGUUUUUGCAGCCUGCGGUUCUGGAGCGGUUCUGGAGCGGCUCCUCUGAUCGAUCGUCCACCGUCACUCUUUCAAAAAGAGUUGAAUGUUCCUAAAAAUGGAUCCAACAACAACAUUCUGCUGCAUUUGUAAAAACAAACAAACAAAAAAAGCUCGUUUUCUUAUGUUGAAAAUGAUGCUUUUUUUAAAACCAUAAUUAUUUAGCCAUAUCAACAUCCUAAACAUUUAGCCAAUUUUUAUAAAUGGGCUCUUUAAAAAUUCUGUUUUUUUUUUUUGUUUUUUUUACAGUAGAUAUUAAUAAUAAAAUGAGAAUCAGUCUUGUUUUAAAAUGUCAUGUAAAUCGUGUGGCUCUAUGUUUCUACCUGCACUGAGACUGAAGGUUGCAGAUCCAUGAAGUGAACGUUUGACCCAACCAUCAGAACAAUCACACCUGACUGAAGAAACCACUCUGUAUUAUCACAACGCAUUGAGAAAUCAGUGCAGAUCAAACGCUGGCCAUAAAUCAUUCAGUUUCGUUAUGUUGGAGGAAAUGAGGUAAAAGUGAAACCUGGAAAGGUUUAUGCUGAACAACUUAUUUUGAAAUAAUUAAAAAAAAAAAUUCUUUAAAAAUCAACAUUAAAAACUAAAAAAUAACUUGAAUCCUCGAAAUAUUCGGCAACUUGAGGGUCCAGCAGUCCGAACCGAACAGAGCACCAACCGAAAGGUGAACCAGAAUCUUGAAGUUCUGGUGAAACAUUUGUUUUUGUGUCCCGUUUGUCACGUCGUCCACAUCCAGGUUCGUCCUUCAGUCGUCAACAUUCCACCAAACUUUGAAUGUUUAUGUGCCAACAGCUUUUAAUGGUUGUGUCAGUCAUUGCUGCACAUGCAUAAACAAUACAUAUCAGAAAUAAUUCCUAAAUAAGGAGUUUAGUUAUUUUAAUGCAUUAAUGAAAAGGAGGAUAUUUUUGAAAUGAGUGUUUUAAGCAGAAGGUUUGGAUGUUUGCAAGUCUCUUAUUAUUUGAACGGCAUAAAGAAAAGCAGUGGGAAAUGUAUUAUUAUAUAAUGUUAAGAGGGGGGAAAACAUGUUUUCGUGUUUUGUUCAUUUUGGGGAUUAAAAACAUAAGAGGCGGCAGAUCGAAAGUAUCCGUGUCACUUUGAAUUCUGUCCUGCUCUGAAUAGGGCAGGAGUGACGGGAUUAAGACUGGAUCUCAUAAAACCAGUUUAACAUCGAAAUAUUCAAAUCACUUCUAUCUGCUAAUUCCACUGGCUGGGAUCACAUGGGCCAAAAGUUCAAUUAGUUUGAAAGUUGUAGAAGUUUGAGAAAAUAUAUGAAAUCUACACAACCAUGGCAACUGCUUCAAAUGAGUUGGCAAUUAAAAGGAUAGUUCAAAUCUCCCAACAGUCGUAUUGGGGGGGAUCCAAACCUCUGAGUGUGUGUGUGUGUGUGUGUGUGUUGAUGUGUGUUUUAGGAACCUACAUGUCCAGGAUGUCGUCAUUCGGUUCUCAGUCUCUGCGUUUAGAUUCGACACAGAAGAGAAGCUCCAGUUCUCCGGCUCUUGUUUGUCUUAAAGAUUUGUUCGAUUUGGUUCUUUUUGAGAAUUCUGUUGGAUUUGGUUUUUGUUGAAUCCUUUCAAUACUUUCUUAGGAAAUAAAAGCAAUCGUAUUCUGUAA